Gamsiella multidivaricata is the source of this 753-nucleotide messenger RNA. RefSeq lists its product as uncharacterized. NCBI's taxonomy places the organism in Eukaryota, Fungi, Mortierellomycota, Mortierellomycetes, Mortierellales, Mortierellaceae. The record is from RefSeq and is a predicted model, not a curated record. The transcript has a single exon. The coding region runs from base 40 to 396 and encodes 118 amino acids.
AAAAAAAAAAAAAAAAAAAAAAAAGAGAGAGACGGCGGAAUGGGAGGAAAUGGUGUCGUUCGUGAACUAACAUUAUCCUCCUCUAGGUACUUCAUGUACUAUCACCCGGUUUCAACACCUAUUAUCUUGAUACCCUUCUUCACCUUCUGGGAACUCGUAUUUUACAUCAUCACCUGGCGUCUUCUCUCACGCUGGGGGUUAUGUCCAAAGUUUCGAUCUCAGGCCCUCACGGUUGUACGUGAUCAGAAACGGCUCAACAAUCCACAGUCGCAACCUCAGUCUUUGGCAGCACCGCACCAUCAAUUUUCGCCGCAGCUUCAGAGCCUUCCGGGAUGGUUGGAGACAGAUACCUCGGAUGAAAAAAUACAACGCGACAGCGGAGGGACUGGCUUUUAAUUUGGAUAUGAUGGCGCGCUGGAACAAGUAGAUAAUACUGCUGAAACACGCUCUCCUACCCCCACUGGGACCGCAGGAUAGUCGGUCUCACAACGACCAUUGAGGUACAGGAACGCAGAGCUAUUGGGCAUAGCUUGACGCGCUCGAUUGGUCUUUGGUUCAUCUCAGAUGUUUAAGUGCGAGACACGUCUGGAAUGUUGCUGCAUGAUAUUUCAAGAAUACUUGCUGCGUGCUGUGCGAUGGUGCAGUUCAUAGAAUAUCUAUGUGUAGCGGGUAAUGGACGACAGACAUAUCCUAGCUCGUGUAGCUUAGUAAUAGAACGUCGUGCUAACAACGCUUUACAUGUGUAAACCCCAC